Caenorhabditis elegans is the source of this 1098-nucleotide messenger RNA. RefSeq names its product F-box domain-containing protein (gene fbxa-183). The transcript has 6 exons. Bases 1 to 1098 code for a protein of 365 amino acids. Lineage: Eukaryota; Metazoa; Nematoda; Chromadorea; Rhabditida; Rhabditidae. The record is from RefSeq and is marked reviewed.
AUGAAAUUUCAAAUUCAUUUAUUUCUUGAUACUUCGCCAGCUCUACGAAGUUUGUUUCAAAUCGUCAAAAUGUCCGAUCAAAUCGAUCCCAAAGUUAAAUGUAUCGUCAUGGACCCUAGAGCAUUGCGAAUCUGCGUUUUAUUUCAACAUCUUCAAGGCAUUGAAGUUUUCAAUGCAUAUAAAGCAAUGAGCAAGGUAUUUGGAGAUCACUUUAUGGAAUACCGACACUUUGAAUAUUGGUAUAUGGGACUUGCAAAUGGGAGUUUAACCGUAGACUCUUAUGAUAGAUUUCAUACAUCAGAGAGGAAAGAGUUCACCGGCCUUUUCACCGACGUUCAAGCGAUGAUCCUUGAUAAACUGAAUCCAAUUGAUCUGUUUGCUGCACGCGCAGUUUGUCGGGAUUUCAAGGAUAUUAUUGACAAUCAAAAAUCUACCCUGAAAAAGAUAAUGAUGAAUCUAGAUGAGACAAGAGUUGAUUUAGAAACAAACAAUAGCCAGAUUCGAGGAUUAAAUCUGGAUUGUUUCGAAGUUAAUAUUAUGGUCUGGAUGGAUGAAUGGUACAGAAUUUUUCUUGCUAUUAAAGGCGUUCUUGAAUCAAUUGGAAUCUUGUCGGCAAAAUCAGUUUUGAUCAAUUGGGAUGACACUUAUGAAAUUGCUGAACUUCUGCAACACGUUAAGCCUGAAGUUCUGGAAGACUUAACAAUUAAAUGUCUUGGUUCCGAAAGAGAAAAUCUGGUGGGCCUGGAACAGUGGAAAAAAGCAAAGAAUCUGAAAUUGUCUAAAGUUCCACAUUUUUCUAUUAUUGUCAAGCAUCUCAAUCACUUCAAAUCUAUGAACUUCGACUUUGUUGGAGAAUCUUUCUCAAGAGAUGACAUCAUCAAGUUUCGAGAUGAGGUUCUUCUAAAAUCAACAAAUUUCGAAUAUUUUACUUCUGAAAACGUGAAAUUCAGUGCAAGACUGCUCGUUAAAGUUUUCGAUCUACACUCAACUCCAAGUUCAUCUGGCUCAAUUGUUUAUAAAUCUAAAAAUGGAACAUUCGAUAUUGCUUAUCACCCGAAUGGGUUCACCAUCAAGAAGAAAAUCGACUCGAAUCAUUGA